Messenger RNA from Acyrthosiphon pisum (pea aphid), 1770 nucleotides. RefSeq lists its product as uncharacterized. Bases 116 to 1660 code for a protein of 514 amino acids. The record is from RefSeq and is a predicted model, not a curated record. NCBI's taxonomy places the organism in Eukaryota, Metazoa, Arthropoda, Insecta, Hemiptera, Aphididae. The transcript is spliced from 2 exons.
AACAUAAUUUGGAUACUCGUUAUCUUAAAAUAAAUAGGUAUCCUGGUAUGACCAUGUUCAAACAUUGUAUUGUACAAUACAAAUUAGCAACGAUUUUCAGUGGAUCACAAAUUAUAUGCAGGUCUCACUGGUCUCAGUACCUACAUAUUUAGUACACGAUACACAAGUACGAAACGACAACGCUAUGGAAACGCUGGAAAUUAUUAAAACUAAUGGUAAAAAACCUAAAAUUGCGCACAUCGGAUUUAUUUAUCAUUUUCAAAAAGAGUGUUCAAAUUUUUUACGUUGGCGAUGUUCUAAAUUUAGCUCUUUAAAAUGUCCGAGUGUACUUAAGACGAGUUUAAAUAUUGAAAAUCCAACAUUUGUUGGUCUUGAUCAUGAUCAUGUACAUCAUAGUAAUAAAAAUGCAGUCGCUGCUUUAAAAUUACAAAAUAUAAUGAAGACAAAAGCACAAAAAUCACAUGCAACACCGAGUCAAAUAUUUGCUGAGUCUGUGAUUAAUGUACCACAUGCAGUGUUAUCAGAAUUGCCAAAAGAAGAACACGUAAAACGGACAAUUCGAAAAAACAGAGGUUACAACGAUCCUUCAAAACCAGCAAGUAGAAAUGAAUUGGUCAUUGAAGGUGAUUGGUGCUUAUACGGAGAAGAACGUUUUUUAUUAAAUGACAAUGGUCCAGGUGCGAAUGAACGAGUACUGAUAUUUGCCACAGACUCUGGAUUAUCGUUAUUGGCAAGUUCUAAUACUUGGUUCAUAGAUGGGAAUUUUGGACUUGCACCUGAAUACUUUAAACAGCUGUAUGUAUUUCGAGUUCAAAAAAAUUCAAUUUUUAUUACAGCUGUUUAUUGUAUUCUUGAACGUAAGACCCAAUAUACUUAUGAACAUUUGUUUCGGACAAUAAUGACCGAGUGUGAAAAAAGAGGAAAAUACCCUGAUCCCGUUUUUUUAAAUAUGGAUUUCGAACUAGCCGUCAUGAAUGCUGCAAAACUGAUUUUGGGCAGCCAUAUUACGAUUCGAGGAUGUUUCUAUCACCUAUGUCAGUCAACGUUUCGGAAAUUACAAGAAUUAGGCUUUUCCGAACGAUAUAAAAAUGACGAAGUAUUCCGGAAAUUCUGUACUAUGGUUGAUAGUCUGGCUUUUCUUCCUUUAGAUGAUGUUAAAAACGGCAUGGAGUAUUUAAAACAAAAUAUACCAACUGGAGCAGAAGAUUUCUUGGUAUAUUUUGAAUCAACAUAUGUAAAUGGAAGUUUUAAAAGAAUAGGUACAGACGAGUGCAAUAUUCGUCUUCGAAGGAUUCCUCCAGCUUUCCCACCUUGUACAUGGAAUGUACAUCAAACUACAAUCUCAAACGAUAAUAAUAGACACAGAACAAAUAAUAUUACAGAAGGGUGGAACAAUAGAUUUUCCCAUUUAGUUGGUAUUAAACAUCCCACAGUUUGGCAUUUAAUAAGGAAAAUGAAAUAUGAGGUGGCGGCGGAUUAUGCAAAAUUAGCAUUGGAUGACGUUGGAGAAGGCAAUAAAAAAACGACCAAACUUGGACAAAUGAGGACGACAGAAAUUAGAUUACAAGAACUUUGUGCCAGGUUUGUAAGUGAAAAAAUAAAUAUUCCAGAUUUUUUGAAUUCAAUAAGCCAUAAUAUAAGAAAACAAUCUAGUAAUUAACUGUGAGCAGUGAGUACCUAUGCUAUAUUUUUAACUAAUUAACUAUUUAUAACUACUAUUAUUAUUAGUUAUUACCAUUUUAUAUUAUUGACAAUUAUUAUGAUCGAUAC